Messenger RNA from [Candida] anglica, 1125 nucleotides. The record is from the annotation of a GenBank genome assembly. NCBI's taxonomy places the organism in Eukaryota, Fungi, Ascomycota, Pichiomycetes, Serinales, Debaryomycetaceae.
AUGGAUACAAAGGCUUUAGUUUUCGUUAUUUUUAUAUUUUUUUACAUCAGACAUUCUUUCGGUAACAAAUUGGAAGAAGACUAUAAUAAAAUACAACCUAUAGAAGAAACACAAAAUAAAAUGGGAUUAAGAACCACAUUGAAGUUGGUUAGCGCAGUUGAACAAUCUGAAGGUGUUGGUGCAAGAGUUAGACGUUCCAUUGGAACUAUGAGUAUGAGAAACUUCAACCCAUUUUUGAUGCUUGACCAUUUCAAUAUUGGAGCCAAGGCUGGGUUCCCACAUCAUGGUCAUAGAGGACAAGAAACCAUAACAUAUGUCUUAUCAGGAGGAGUUGCACAUGAGGAUUUUACUGGAUCUAAGGGUCUUUUAUACCCAGGGGAUCUUCAAUUUAUGACUGCCGGUAAAGGUGUUGUUCAUUCUGAAAUGCCAUAUCCAUUAGAUGGACUGGAUACUGUUUCUGGAAUGCAAUUAUGGGUUGAUUUGCCUCUGAAAUUGAGAGAAACCAAGCCUCGUUAUCGUGACUUGAAGUCUUAUGAGAUUCCUAUUGUAGAAGCUCAAGAUGGUAAGGUUAAUGUCAAGGUUAUCUCUGGUGAAUCAUAUGGGGUUGAAUCCGUACGUGAUUUGGCAUAUACUCCAGUACAUUACUACUACGUUACGUUAAAACCAGAUGGUACUUUCCGUCAAAAAGUUCCUACAAACUUUAACUUUUUCUUGUACGUUCUUAGUGGUGAUAAAUUAGUUGUUAAUAAUGAAACAGCUGUCCCAUCACAUCAUACUGUUUUCUUCAACCGUGACGGAGAUGAAAUCGAGGCCGUCAAUACUGCCAAGAGUGAUGGUAAAGAUAUUGAGUUUGUUUUAAUUGGUGGUGAGGUUUUGAAUCAAAAGACAGUCCAAUAUGGGCCAUUUGUUGCUGAUUCUCAAGCAGAAAUCAACAAGGCGUUUAUGGAUUAUCAAUAUGCUCGUAAUGGAUUUGAAAAUAUGAAAACUUGGGACUCAUUAAUCUCUGCUGGUGUUACAAAGGAUAUGGUUGAAAAUGAAUUGGAUGGGAAUCUUGAAAAGAGAAAGGAAGCUGAAAGAGAAUAUUUGGCUGCUAAAAAGGAAGUUCCUGUCAAGGAUGAGCUUUAG